Messenger RNA from Phalacrocorax carbo (great cormorant), 514 nucleotides. NCBI's taxonomy places the organism in Eukaryota, Metazoa, Chordata, Aves, Suliformes, Phalacrocoracidae. The record is from RefSeq and is a predicted model, not a curated record.
CCUCCAGCCCACACACAUGGCCUGCUACGACCUCUGCCGCCCCUGCGGACCCACCCCGCUGGCUAACAGCUGCAACGAGCCCUGUGUCAGGCAGUGCGAGGAGUCCCGCGUCGUCAUCCAGCCUCCCGCCGUGCUGGUCACCCUGCCAGGACCCAUCCUCAGCUCCUUCCCCCAGAGCACCGCCGUCGGCUCCUCCUCAUCGGCUGCCGUGGGCAACGUCCUCGGCUCCCAGGGAGUGCCCGUCUCUUCCGGCCGCUUCGGCUACGGCUACGGCUUUGGAGGCCUGGGCUGCUACGGCGGCGGAAGGGGCUGCUACCCCUGCUAAGGGCCCUGCCCACCACCCCUGACACCAACCAACGCACCCUGCAAGCCAGGGCAUGGACUGAGGACGCACCUCCGGGCUCUUGCUGCCACGUGGACCUGCCCUCCACGGCUCCUCCUCUCAAGGCACCAAGCAAGGAAGCAGGGAAGGGGCCAACCCAGCCUGCCUGGACACAUGGCCCACGCACCUCCU